Eleginops maclovinus (Patagonian blennie) is the source of this 3697-nucleotide messenger RNA. It is a transcript of the gene efl1, whose product is annotated as elongation factor like GTPase 1. The record is from RefSeq and is a predicted model, not a curated record. The transcript has 23 exons. Gene Ontology annotation, cellular component: ribonucleoprotein complex; cytosol. The coding region runs from base 44 to 3448 and encodes 1134 amino acids. NCBI's taxonomy places the organism in Eukaryota, Metazoa, Chordata, Actinopteri, Perciformes, Eleginopidae. Gene Ontology annotation, biological process: cytosolic ribosome assembly. Gene Ontology annotation, molecular function: GTP binding; GTPase activity; ribosome binding.
CGUGAGUUGAUGAUGUCCACAUGUCUUUAAAUAAGUGUUCGACAUGGCACACACCAGCCUGGAUAGGAUCAUCGCUCUGCAGAGGAACCCUGCGAACAUCAGGAACCUGUGCAUCCUGGCACAUGUGGACCAUGGUAAAACUACUCUGGCUGACUGCUUGGUGGCAAGUAACGGAAUCAUAUCCAGUCGGCUGGCCGGGAAGCUGAGGUAUCUGGACAGCAGGGAGGAUGAACAGAUCCGAGGAAUCACCAUGAAGUCCAGCGCCAUCUCUCUGCAUCACACAACGGGAGAUCAGGAGUACUUACUGAACCUGAUCGACUCUCCUGGUCACGUGGACUUCUCCUCAGAAGUGUCCACUGCUGUCCGGCUGUGCGACGGGGCCAUUGUGGUGGUGGAUGCUGUGGAGGGAGUGUGUCCACAGACGCAGGUUGUGCUGCGUCAGGCGUGGCUGGAGAACAUCAGGCCUGUUCUGGUCAUCAAUAAGAUAGACCGCCUCAUUCUGGAGCUGAAGCUGUCCUCUCAGGAAGCUUUCAUCCACCUGCAGAAGAUCCUGGAACAGGUGAAUGCAGUGACAGGGACUUUGUUCACAUCCAAAGUGCUCGAGGAGCGAGCAGAGAAGGAAAAGGACAAGGAGGAGGAGGAGGACAAAGAGGAGGUGGAGACGCUGACUGGCGACCAGGUGUAUGACUGGAGCGCCGGGCUGGAGGAGGCGGACGACUCCCUGCUCUACUUUUCUCCUGAUCAAGGAAACGUGGUGUUUGCCAGUGCCAUAGACGGGUGGGGCUUCAGCAUCCAGCAGUUUGCCCACAUCUACAGCCAGAAAAUGGGUAUUAAAGCAGAGGUGCUGCUCAAAACCCUGUGGGGGGACUACUACCUCAACGCUAAAGCAAAGAGGAUCAUGAAAGGAGCUCAGGCCAAAGGGAAGAAGCCUCUUUUUGUGCAGCUGGUACUGGACAACAUUUGGAGCUUAUAUGAUGCUGUGGUCACCAGAAGAGACAAGGAGAAGGUGGAGAAGGUGGUGUCCUCUCUGGGGUUGAAGGUGAUGUCCAGGGACUCUCGGCACUCUGACCCCAAAGUCCUGCUGUCUGCCAUCUGCAGCCAGUGGUUACCUGUGUCCCAGGCUGUCCUUGCGAUGGUGUGUGAGAAACUCCCCAGCCCCUUAGACAUCACGGAGGAGCGGGUGGAGAAGCUGAUGAGUGUCGGAGCGCGGAGAUUUGACUCACUGCCUGAACAGACGCAGGAACUGAAAAGAGCGUUCCUCCGGUGUGGAAGCGGGGAGGAUGAUCCACUCAUUAUCUUUGUGUCCAAGAUGUUCACUGUGGACAACAAGGCCUUGCCUAAGAACAGACAAAGGCCAUUGACACACGAGGAGAUUGCGCAGCGCAGAGAGCUGGCGAGACAGAGACAUGCUGAAAAACUGGCAGCUGAUCAGACGGCAGCAGAGAACCCCACAGCCCGCCCCCCCUCAGAGAGCAUGCAACAGGAAGCCCAGCUGGCAGAAAUCAGCACAGCUAAGAUGGAGAGUUUGACCCUGAAAGACUCCAAGCCAGAGGAGGAAGAGGAGCAGCAGAACUUUGUGGCGUUUGCGCGGAUCUACAGCGGGGUGGUGAAGAAAGGGCAGAGGGUGUUUGUGCUUGGACCAAAGUACGACCCCGCCAAGGGCCUGAGCAUGCUGCCAGACGGCUGCAGGGCUUCAGACUGCGUUCCUGAGGUUCCUCACAUGUGCUGCUGCUCCAUGGAGAGCCUGUUCCUGCUGAUGGGCCGUGACCUGGAGGAUCUGCAGCAGGUGCCUGCUGGGAACGUCCUGGGUAUCGGAGGUCUGGAGGAAUGCGUCUUGAAGUCAGCCACCUUGUCCACCUCCCCUGCCUGCCCCCCCUUCAUCCCACUCAACAUGGAGGCCAUGCCCAUCGUACGGGUGGCCAUCGAACCCAAACACCACAGUGACAUGCCGAAGCUGGUGCGUGGGAUGCGUCUGUUGAACCAGGCAGACCCCUGUGCUGAGGUUCUGAUCCAGGAGACAGGAGAACAUGUUCUGGUCACCGCUGGGGAGGUUCACCUGCAGCGCUGCCUGGACGACCUCAGAGAACGGUUUGCUAAAAUUGAGAUCAGCGCGUCCAAGCCCAUCAUUCCUUUCAGAGAAACCGUGGUGCGUCCGCCCAAAGUGGACAUGGUGAAUGAAGAGCUGGGCCAUCAGCACAAAGUCGCCAUCCACCGGGUGAAAGAAGAGGCCUCUCAGGGACGUUCAUCUGACACGCUCCAUGUGGACCCCAGUGGCCUGGUCACCCUCGCCACCCCCAACAGGCUGGCCUCCGUCAGCGUGCGGGCCGCCCCCCUGCCACAAGAUGUGACGUCUCUGUUGGAAAGCAGCACGGAGCUCAUCCGGACUCUGGAGCAGGUGAACAUGUCCCUGAGGGAGGGGAGGAGCGUGGACAUCAGCCCAAGGACUCUGGAGGCCAUCGCUGGAUUCAAAGCCCAGCUGGAGGAGCUUCUGCAGGGGCGGAGGUGGAGGAACGCUGUGGAGCACAUCUGGGCCUUCGGGCCCCGCAGAUAUGGUCCCAACAUCCUGCUGAACAGUGUGGAGGGCUACCAGCGGCCCUCGGUGUGGCAGUGUCUUUGUCGGGGGGGCGGCGCCGCUGAGGCCGGAGCUCAGACCCCCUUCACUCGUGAUUUAGACAACAGCAUCGUCAGCGGCUUCCAACUCGCAACCCUGUCAGGGCCCAUGUGUGAGGAGCCAUUGAUGGGGGUCUGCUUCUCCCUGGAGAGGUGGGACAUCCAGUCUGCUGCCCCCCAACAUCAGGACUCUGUGGAAGAGGACUCCAUAUCCCAUGAGGCUUCAGCUGACGGUAAAGCGGAGGAAAGCAGUGAGACCCCUGCCCAGCCGGUGGGUCUGGUAUCAAGGCCAAGCCAGGCUAGGCGCAGACCUGAGGGCCCCCCCCAAGGCUGCUAUGGGCCGGUGUCUGGUCAGCUGAUCGCUGCCAUGAAGGAAGCGUGCCGCCACGCCUUCCAGGCUCAGCCGCAGAGACUCAUGGCCGCCAUGUACACCUGCGAGAUCAUGGCCACCGCCGAGGUGCUGGGCAGAGUGUACGGCGUGCUGGGGAAGCGCGAGGGCCGGGUCCUCCAUGAGGAGAUGAAGGAGGGCACAGACAUGUUCCUCAUCAAGGCCGUCCUGCCCGUCGCUGAGAGCUUCGGAUUCGCCGACGAGAUCCGCAAGAGGACCAGCGGACUGGCCAGCCCACAGCUGGUCUUCAGCCACUGGGAGGUGAUCAGCAGCGAUCCAUACUGGGUUCCCACCACAGAAGAGGAGUACUUGCACUUUGGGGAGAAAGCAGACUCUGCAAACCAGGCCCUGAAGUACAUGAACGCUGUCCGCCGCCGCAAAGGCCUUUAUGUGGAGGAGAAGACCGUGGAGCACGCAGAGAAACAGAGAACACUGGGCAAAAACAAGUAGAGCGGGAAAGACUCAGGAGCAGAUCGUCCUCCCCAGCUCUUCCGUUAAUGACUAUCGUUACAGAGGGGCAGAUAUGGUGUCCAAUACCACAGACACUUCUCUGACUUGCUGUUCAUUCAAAAGGCAGACUCCUUGCAUAUUUUCUCGUGCAAAAGAACAAAUGUAAAAUCCACAUAUUUAUGGUCUUGAUUGGUGUGAUGCAUCUUGACAAUAAAAGUCUGCUUCUUUUGAGCAAUGGGAUUGUUUUCA